UGUAAAUUUUGUAGUGGUUUGUAAAUACAUCUAUGUAGCUUUACAAAGUGGACAUUAUUUAACACAAGAAAAUGUAUGUGUUGUAUAGUGAUAGUUCUUGUGCCUUAUUAAUUUAUUUUAGGUCAUUAAAUAGAAUCUAUAGAAAUCAUUUGCAUACUCGAUAUCGGAAUGGAAGGUAUCUAUAAAAUUAAUUUGAUACCAAACGAUCUCAAUGUGGAGGAAACAAUUCUUCAAAUCGCUGAUACGUUAGAUAAUCUCAAUGGUAUAGUCGACGAUGUAUUUUCACGUAUAUCGAACAGGAUCAAACAAAACGUGGAUAAGACCAUAAAGCUCAGGGAACAAAUCGACGUUUCUAGAGCUAAAGUCGAGAAAUUAACAGGAAUGCAAAAGGCGAUUAAGGUGUUCUCUAGCGCUAAAUAUCCAUCGUCCAUUGUACACGACCAUUAUCAUUCCAUAUUUGACACAAACACCUAUCAUUAUGAGCCAAAAAAGGUUACUCUAAGCGGCAAAUCGCAGAGGCCGUCUAGUGAAAAAGGGAUACAGGAGAAGCUGCACUUUUUCCACGUGAAAGUUGCGGAGCCAAAAAGUCCAAAGCCCAAGCAGGAUUUCGACAUUAAAACUGUUAUUGACAAAGUGUCAUCUGUGGGAGACCUUUUGAUAUUUAAUACAGAGGAGAGUCCUUAUGUGGGGUUACCCAGUAAGCAGCAAACCUAUGUGCCCAGGGUGCACACUAAUGUCCAGAAAUCGGUGUUGGACGAAGCACCGCCUUCUAUCAUGAAAAAAAAUGUGCUUAAGCGAGAAAUCGAUGAAUAUAUGUACGCGCCCGGCAUGGGAGUGGUACCAGAACUGGACAUGCCGCUCGACCUACCGCAUCUACCGGGCGUCGCCGGUGACAUACAGUACUCCAUAACAGAGGACGGUACUAUAGCUCCGUCGGCCGUGACGUCACCAGUCGUACCCACUGUGACGCUGCCAGAACUGCCUGAUAUAUCUGAACUGCCUGAUGUCAAACCAGAUGUUAGUGAUGUGACAGUGGGUAAAGUCCCAGCGGUCGAGGAUAUACCGGAUUCGCUGCCUGUACCGCCGCAAAUACCGAUGGCAACGGUACCUACGAUACCGGUGGCAACGAUACCGAUAUCUUCGAUGCCAGCCCCGCCCCCCCCGCCGCCACCGCCCCCACCGAUGGACAUCGUAACACCAGUAAAGACAAGGGAUGAACCUGUAACUAAGUCUACAUCGGGCGGCGACGCACACGCAAACCUCAUGGCGGCCAUCCGGCAGGCGGGCGGCGCGGGUCGAGCUAAACUGCGGCCAGCUGCCGAAUCUACACCAGAUAAGGACACUAAGCCGGCCAUUGGAGGUGAUCUGAUGGCGGACCUUCACGCGAAGCUGUCCAUGCGGCGUCGUGGCAUCUCCGGGGCGGAGAGGGCCGGGGGCACUGUCCUCCACACCCUCGCCAGCGUGAUACCGGAGCCGGGGGACCAGUCCUCACCGCAACAGUCCUCGAGUGACGAAGACUGGGAGUGAUUCGGUAUGAUGAUAGAUUCCAUUGAUAAUAGGUAAUGUUCGUUGUUCUCUAUAUGAGAAGACAGACUCUAGUAGAGUAGUCAAUGGUAUUAAAUGUGUUAAUUAAAAAUGUUCUAUGUUUGUUGUGAAAAAAAAUGUAGUUGAAAAUAUAAUAUUCCAUUUGUGAAAAAUGAUGUUGUUCGAAAAUAUGAAAUAAUGAAAAUCAUUGUUCGCGCGGCAUUGAUUACGAAAAAUUUAAACAUCA
This is a messenger RNA of Zerene cesonia (dogface butterfly), 1771 nucleotides long. It is a transcript of the gene wash, whose product is annotated as WASH complex subunit 1. The transcript has 6 exons. Gene Ontology annotation, biological process: Arp2/3 complex-mediated actin nucleation; retrograde transport, endosome to Golgi; endocytic recycling. The record is from RefSeq and is a predicted model, not a curated record. NCBI's taxonomy places the organism in Eukaryota, Metazoa, Arthropoda, Insecta, Lepidoptera, Pieridae. The coding region runs from base 169 to 1527 and encodes 452 amino acids. Gene Ontology annotation, cellular component: WASH complex; recycling endosome; early endosome. Gene Ontology annotation, molecular function: actin binding; alpha-tubulin binding; gamma-tubulin binding.